Xenopus tropicalis (tropical clawed frog) is the source of this 5448-nucleotide messenger RNA. RefSeq names its product provisional ortholog of ArfGAP with SH3 domain, ankyrin repeat and PH domain 2. Bases 353 to 3316 code for a protein of 987 amino acids. Gene Ontology annotation, molecular function: GTPase activator activity. Gene Ontology annotation, cellular component: membrane; cytoplasm. The transcript is spliced from 29 exons. The record is from RefSeq and is a predicted model, not a curated record. NCBI's taxonomy places the organism in Eukaryota, Metazoa, Chordata, Amphibia, Anura, Pipidae.
UGAGAAUAGUCUCUUCCUCACAUCUCCCUCACUCUCACCCCUCUCUCCCCGGCACUGGUGCAACCCCCUCUGGUGCGCUCUGCGCCUGCGCCGCUCAGUUCCCUUUUCAUUGAGCUGCGCAGGGAGGAUGCACAGUUAGGAGCUCCCAGCUGAUCUCUGUCCCCACUGCUGCUGCCUAUACACAGUGCCUAUAUACAGAGCCAACUGGGUGCCUCUCUAGCUGCACGGAUAGACAUUGCCAUUUGCACUGCAUUGCUAUUUACACUGCGCAGCGUACAGCAGCCCCCAUACUGCACAGCCAGAGCCUGCACCCAGCUGCUGUAGCCUUGCCUGUAGCACCCCAGCACCCACCAUGCCCGACCUCAUCACAGUCAGCGAGUUCAUCUCGGAGACCCUGGAAGACCACAGCUCCCCCACUACUUCUUCUUUCAACAAGAGAAUGGGAAGCUGCAGGAACACAGUGGCAGGCAUUGAGGAGGAGCUGGAUGCUGACCGCAUUGUGCUCACCAAGAUGAAAAAAGCAUCCAAGUCCCAGCACAGCACAGGAGAAGAGCACAUCACACACCUGGAAGUUUACAUCACAACACUGGAGAAGCUGUCGUCAAACUGUAGGGAUAAUGGCGAGGAGGCGCUAAGCAUGGCAUUUAGUGCAUUCGCGGAAUUAUCUAAGGAGCUCUUGACACCGAUGAGAAACGUGUUACAGAACUUUAAUCACAACAUUAAUUACUUUCUCAACUCUCUGGUGAAAGGGGACCUGAAGGAAGUGAAAGGGGAUUUGAAGAAACCUUUUGAAAAAGCCUGGAAGGAUUACGAGAACAAAUUCACUAAAAUCGAGAAAGAGAAGAGGGAGCUGGCCAAGCAGUAUGGCAUGGUGCGCAAUGAGGUGGCCGGGGGCGAGAUUGCCGAAGAGAUGGAGAAGGAGAGAAGAAUGUUCCAGUUACAAAUGUGUGAAUAUUUGAUCAAAGUGAACGAGAUUAAAAGCAAGAAAGGCGUUGACCUCCUACAGAAUCUAAUCAAGCACUAUAACUCCCAGUGCAACUUUCUACAGGAAUGUUUACAAGCCACUGAGAAGCUGAAAUCGUACAUUGACAAUCUGACUUCUGAGCUCCAGACUAUCAAGAGCCGACAGGAGGAGGAGAAGAAGAAGUUAUGUUCUCUGCGGGACCUGCUCAAACCCACCCUCGGGGAACCCAAAGAGCUCAGAAGAGAUUCAAUCAGCAAACCGCCCCUCUACCAUAUGCAUCAGUUACAGGGAAACAUGCAGUACGGGACAGAGAAACAUGGCAGCCUGUACAAGAAGAGUGACGGGCUCCGAAGGGUCUGGCAGAAGAGGAAAUGCUCUGUGAAGAAUUGUUACCUGACUAUUGCUCAUGGAACGGCCAAUCGCCCUCCGGCCAAACUGAACCUUCUUACGUGUCAAGUGAAGCCAAACAUGGAGGAUAAGAAAUGUUUUGACCUCAUCACACAUAACCGCACGUACCAUUUCUUGGCAGAUGAUGAACAAGAAUGUACAGCCUGGAUCUCUGUGCUGACAAACAGCAAGCAGGAAGCGCUGAACAUGGCUUUCCACGAGAAACGUCCCAGUGAGGAGAACAGUAUAGAAGAUCUCACCAAGGCCAUCAUAGAAGACAUUCGGCGGAUGCCUGGGAAUUGUGUGUGUUGUGACUGUGGGUCUCCAGAUCCCAUGUGGUUAUCCAUUAAUCUGGGAAUCCUGACCUGCAUCGAAUGUUCUGGGGUUCACCGAGAGCUGGGGGUGCAUCACUCCCGUAUCCAGUCUCUUUCUCUCGACAAACUUGGAACCUCAGAGCUCUUACUAGCGAGGAAUGUUGGAAAUUCAGGAUUUAAUGACAUAGUAGAAGCCAGUCUGCUGUCCCCGGCCAUCAAGCCCACGAUGGAUAGUGCUAUGCCUACGAGGAAAGACUUUAUUCAUGCUAAAUAUGUGCAGUGGGCUUACACCAAGAGGGGCUGCACUAACGCUCUCACGCGCCUCUAUGACCUGCAGGAGGCCGUUAGGUUUAAGGACAUCUAUAGCUUAAUUCAGGCCUAUGCUGAGAAAAUGGAUCUGACUGAGCCACUGCCCCAUCCAGCACAGGAGCCCGGCGAGACGGUGCUGCACUUGGCGGUGCUGCUAUCGGACCGAACCUCACUGCAUAUAGUGGACUUUCUGGUGCAUAACAGUGGGAAUCUGGUGAAACAGACUGUAAGAGGGAACACGGCGCUUCAUUACUGCUGUCUGUACAACAAGACAGAGAGCAUGAAACUCUUCCUGCGAGCCAAAGUCAACCUGAAAAUAAAAAAUGAAGCCGGUGAGACAGCGCUGGAUAUCGCCAACAGGCUCAAACACACUCUGUGCGAAGAGCUGCUGCUCCAGGCCCAGAACAAUCAGUUUAACAUGCGCGUCCAUGUAGAAUACGAGUGGCGGUUGCGGGAGGACGACAUGUAUGAGAGCGACGAUGAUCUGGAUGAAAAGCUGGGCCCAGUGAAGAAGGAGAGGUCCCUGCGCCCCUACAGCUGCUUCCAGUCUCCCAAUGCGCUCUUUGUGGACAAGAUGGCCUCCAGCAGCAUGUUUCUAAGGCGAGCGUCUCAGGACCAGCGAUACGAGUCCAGCCUGGGAUAUUGCAGCCCAGAGAAUGCAGUCACUCCCACUUCCACGUUCACCCCUCCCCUGCCACCUCGGAACCCAAUCAGAGUACCCAAUGUGCCGCCGCCUCCACCACCAGCCAGCCCCUCUGCUCCUGUCAAGAAAACGCCACCUACUCCUCCUCUGACGACAAAGCACAAGAGAGCCCUGUCAGAGCCUGUACCCAUAAUUCCACACAGUCCUUCCAGUCAGGCCAGUCUACACUUCGAUUACAGUUCCUGCUGCACGUCGCCAUCCAAGUUUCUCCAGUCGGAAGCUGUGUCUAGAAGGCCGAGUAUUGGCUCCCCCAAGCUCAGCAGCCUCCAUGAAGUCCCGGAAGUCCCACCGAAAGAUCACAGGAUGGAAGGAUAUCCAAGGUCCGGAAACCUAAGGUCUCCUCGCGGGAACAGCACCUCUCCACUGUCAGUGCAAGAGCUGUAUAACGUCACGCCAACCAAUCAAGAGCCGCCGCUGCCCAUGCCUCGCCGAAUGAGUCUGAGCAAGCCCAAGCUGCGGCGGGUGAAGGCUCUGUUCGACUGCAAGGCAGACCGCGACGACGAGCUGACGUUCAGCACAGGAGAGAUCAUUGUAGUGACUGAUGAAGAGGAUCAGAACUGGUGGAAUGGCUACGUUGAAGGGCAGCUACACAGGAGAGGUGUUUUCCCAGCAUCCUUUGUGCACAUACUGACUGAUUAACAAGCAAGUAGCAUGGACUGCACUAAUGUACAAGGAUGGGCAGGCCAGGCCCAGUCUGUGGUACAGUUGUAUAUAACAUGGAGGCAAGGGAUCGUCUCUCUGGCUGCAUAUGUCGCCGCCGCAGAAGAGAUCAUGGGGAUAUCCGUCUGCCUUUAUCUACCUAGUCGCCGCUCCCCUCCGCUAACGGACCGCUACAGUCGCUUUUAUCAUCCGGCUUCAACUCUAGAAAUGCCAUUUACAGCUGGUACGAGUGGGGCGGGAAAGGACGUGGAUUUUUCUCUCCUGUAUUCAAAGCCAAUCAACUGGCUCCAGCCAGAAACCAGGAAGCAAAAAUGCAAAAAAACACCCCCAAAGGAAUUCUGGGAGCAAAUUUUAUUAUGCACAAAAGCCUCUGGCAUCUUCAAAGGUCUUUGUUGGUAAUAGAGCACAUCUCUGCUUUUCUAUAUAUCCCCUUCCCCAAAUGGAUUCGUUUGGUACCUUUGUAGCUACAGUUGGUUUAAUCAGGGGCUGACCCUAAGCACAAGGACCUGUGGAUUGUGCCCCAGAUCAGGACCAAUAUUAAGCACUGGUUCCAGUAGGAAAAGAAGCAGAACCCCACAAUAUCCGUUUGUACUUGUUCUGUGAGUCGCUUCUGCCGUUAGAUAAGGAUCUUGCAGCCAUUGCAGCACCCACAGGAAAGUGCUAGUCAGGGUGGGGCAGAGUCAGCGAUUGGUCUGAAUGGGCCCCAGAUUUGCCAAAUGGUUGGUUGGGCAGGCAGUUAUUGGGGGGGGCAGGCAGUAAGCAGCGCUGCCAGUUUCCCUUUAAUCCCAAUACGUUGGACACUUAUAAAUGCAUGUUGUUCUGUGGGUCUGAUGGGCAAGUGUAACGGCGUGCAUUAUCCUCUUGUACAGCGCUAUGGAAUAUGUUGGUACUUUAUAAUAGGGAACAUUGUACAGUCGGUGCCAGCGGAUAGGUGGGAGUUUGGCUUUAUAGCCGUAGCCGGUCUGCAAAGGCCACACACAAGGGCUAUGGCACGUGGAACAUUCCAUUUGUACUCUGGUUAGGGGCAGUCUAAACGCCACCAAAGCACAUUGGCACCUUCUCAUGUGGGUUCCCCUGUAUGUAAGUAAGCACCCCCCGCUAGCGCAGGAACCGGCACAUGUACACUGGCGCCUCAGCCCUAAACUCCCGCGGCACAUGAUUAGCACAAAUCACACUGAUUUUUAAAAAUGUUUUAUUCCUGGAUUUUAUUACAUUUACAUUGCUGCUUUUUGCCACAGUGCAAUAGCUUUUUUUUUAAUUGCUUUGAUUUCCUUGGGUUUUUAGUGAUCUCCUUCUUGUGUUUAUCCACUGGCAAUGCCAUAACAUCCACUUUAUUUUAUAGAGCUCUUCCAUUCAGCAGACUUUGCAUUCAUCAGAGGAUCGUUCCAGCUUUGCAGACCCUUAGCUGCCUGAUAUUCAGGGGAGUCUCAGCCCACGCCUAUUGCAGCGCCCCCCAGAGGUACAGCAGGGUAUUGUUAUUACAGUGAAGCUCUAUUACAAGGGUCUGUUGGCUGUGCCAGCCGCCAAUCAAAGGCAGAACUCCGCCCCUGAUUAGUUUGAUUAGUUAGCCAAUAUCCUUUUCAUUUAUUAAAACAUUGUCCUCUGACAGUCACACAAACUGUAUAAUCUGAUCAUGUGACCUAUCUGAUGCUGUGAAUAACGGGGGUUUUUUUUUUUGGGGGGGGGGGGGGGGGGGGGGGAUGAAAGUUGUAUAUUGCUUGCAGAAGGUGCCAUAGUGCUUAAUGGGCGGGAGUGCAGAAGAAUUGUGUCCCACCAGUGCAUUAUCCCCCCCCCCCCCCCCCGCCGUAUUCCCUGGGAUGGGAGUUCAGUUCAUGAGUUAAAAUCUGCAGCUCCGGCGCUGAGUGCGGCACAGAAAUCGGCAGCAACAUGAAGGCAAGGAGCCGCUAUUGGCUUGGGUGGGACCUUCCUCAGUGGGCCUUAAUCCCUCCCCCCGCGCUACUGUCAGUGUUCCUCGCUGUGUAUCUAUUUAUCCCUCCAGUAAUACAAUAAUAGAUCAGGUACUAUAAAUAUUAUAUAUAUACAGAUAGAUUUCUUUAUUUAUGCAAACAUGUUUAUCUUGUCAAGAGAUCAAUAAAAACCUCAUGAUUGUA